AUGCCCCACGCCGAUAGUGCAUACGUACCGGAAGAUAUCAAGACAAAGGAGCAGUUCUACCACCAUGUCACUGAACAGAUAACAGCUCUACUUAAUGGGAGCCGCUACUGGGUAUCCAAUCUCGCCCAGGUAGCUUCCCUGCUAUCCCACUCCUUCCUCUCUUCCCCUCUCUAUGGGUACACCACGGUAGACACACCUAAGGUCAACUGGGUCGGCUUCUACCUCCAUCCCCCACCACCCGCGCCUACGCAGACUACCGCUCCACUCCUGGUCGGGCCAUACGUCGGCCGGCCGGCAUGUAUAUCCAUCACACCACGAGCUGGACGAGGAGUAUGCGCAGACGCCUUCUUGACGGGGCGGACUGUAGUAGUUGACGACGUCGAGGCGUAUCCUGGACAUAUAGCUUGCGACGGGGAAACCAAAUCCGAAAUCGUCGUUCCCCUCAGAAUACCCCUUCCAGGGGACGAAGACCGAGUCAUUGGCGUUCUCGAUCUCGACUCGACAUCGUUAGGGACGUUCGACGAGGCAGAUCGGAAGGGCCUCGAGGAGAUUGUCGCUGUAUUGCGGGAUGCAUGCGACUGGAGCUGA
Dioszegia hungarica is the source of this 588-nucleotide messenger RNA. Its product is annotated as GAF domain-like protein. Gene Ontology annotation, molecular function: protein binding; L-methionine (R)-S-oxide reductase activity. Gene Ontology annotation, cellular component: cytosol. The transcript is spliced from 5 exons. The record is from RefSeq and is a predicted model, not a curated record. Bases 1 to 588 code for a protein of 195 amino acids. NCBI's taxonomy places the organism in Eukaryota, Fungi, Basidiomycota, Tremellomycetes, Tremellales, Bulleribasidiaceae.